Messenger RNA from Drosophila takahashii, 711 nucleotides. RefSeq names its product coiled-coil-helix-coiled-coil-helix domain-containing protein 10, mitochondrial. Lineage: Eukaryota; Metazoa; Arthropoda; Insecta; Diptera; Drosophilidae. The record is from RefSeq and is a predicted model, not a curated record. Gene Ontology annotation, cellular component: nucleus; mitochondrion. Gene Ontology annotation, biological process: mitochondrion organization.
AGUUGGCCGGGCGGGUUGACUCCAGAAAGGUCAAAAGUUUUCAUUCUAAAUUCAGCUUUCUAGGCGAAAGCAAGUCAGCUUUUCGAUUUAUUUUUCCCUCCGCGAAUUCCUGCGACUUUAAAGGACAUGCCGCGUCAACGCUCCGAAAGUUCCAGAUCCAAUGGAUCGAUGCGUCGCCAGAAUAACAGGAGCAGCCAUGUCUUUGCCCCGAAGCCUGCGACUCGCGGGAGCAGCAAGGAUUUGCCGGCGGUGCAGAAGGAAUCCUCUCCAGCUCCUGCUCCCUCAGCAGCUCAUGCGGCAGAGGCCAAGGGCUCCAGUACCAAGGAGCGAUUCAAGGACAUGGCCACCACGGCGGCUGGAGUGGCCGCAGGAUCAGCUGUGGGACACGCUGUGGGCGCAGGACUCACUGGGAUGUUCCAAGGAAAGGCCAAGGAGCAGCCUCAGCAGGAGGGAGCAGCAGCUGCACCUGCAGCUUCAUCUUCAUCCCACCACAAUCCCCAGCUGGUGGAGGAUGGUCCCUGUGCCUUCGAACUGAGGCAGUUCCUCAAGUGCACCGAGGAGAACGGCAGUGAUCUCUCGAUCUGCAAGGAGUUCAACGAGGCAAUGCAGCAGUGCCGAAGGCGCUACAAUGUUUGAGUUUCAAUACAGGAGAAAGCUAAGAGAUGCGAUUUCCGCAUUAAAUACUUCAAAAUAAAAUCUACGGUUUACAAA